UUCAUAUCUUCAAUCUUUAGUGACGAUACGUAAGAUAUAAAAAGAUCAUCAUAUUUAUCAAACUCAAACAUAGUUGAAGUGGGCAGGACAAGAGACAUAACACAGACAAAAAUGAAAACGUUAUACCAUCUUAUAAUAUUAGUGGUAUUCCUGAGCCCAAUCAAGUUCAAUGAAUGUAAAUCAGCCGCUGUCCGUCUAAACACCGUGAGAAGAUUCCCAGAAGGGUUCUUGUUUGGCACGGCGACUGCUGCCUACCAGGUGGAAGGCGCCUGGAAUAUUGAUGGAAAGACAGAAAAUAUUUGGGAUCACUUAACCCACACGCACCCAUGCGAUAUAAAGGACUGUUCCAAUGGUGACAUUGCCAACGAUUCCUACCACCAGUACAAAAGAGACGUGGAGAUGAUGAGAGAGCUCGGAUUAGAUUUCUACAGAUUCUCUUUGUCGUGGACCAGAAUCUUACCUACCAGUUUCGUAGACAAAAUAAACGAAGCAGGCGUAAAUUACUACAACAAUCUGAUAGACGAGAUGCUUAACUAUAAUAUCCAGCCGAUGGUGACGCUGUACCAUUGGGACAUGCCGCAGAAGUUACAGGAUCUAGGGGGGUGGAACAACCCUCACAUCGUAGAUUGGUAUGGAGAUUAUGCACGCACUGUAUUUGAGCUAUUCGGGGACAGAGUAAAAAAUUGGAUCACUAUGAAUGAACCGCGUGAAAUUUGUUACCAAGGUUAUGGCGAUGUUACGAUGGCGCCGAGACUUAACAUCAAGGGGGUGGCGGACUAUAUGUGUGCCAAAAACUUGUUGUUGGCGCAUGCACGGGCUUACCAUAUUUAUAACGAUGAAUUCAGGGAAACUCAGAAUGGAACAAUCGGCAUAACAAUAAGUGCAGGUUUUUCGGAACCGGCGUCAGAAUCUGAGGAAGAUAGAGUUGCAUCAGAGGAAGCCGCGCUUUUUAGGUGGGGUAUAUAUGCUCAACCAAUCUUCUCGGAAACUGGAGAUUUCCCUUCGAUAUUGAAAGAAAAGGUAGCUGCAAAGAGCGCUGAACAAGGAUUCUUGCGAUCUAGACUACCGGAGUUCACACCAGAAGAAGUGGAAUACGUGCGAGGAACAUCAGAUUUCUUCGGGCUAAAUCAUUACACGUCUGAUUACACGUUCAGAAACGAAUCAGUUCUAGGUAUAUUUGAAUCUCCGUCGUCUGAUGACGAUCUGGGAGCUGGGUCGUAUGUUCUCGAAGAAUGGGAAAGUUCUGCAUCAUUUGGGCUAAAGGUGGUGCCAUGGGGUUUCUACAAACUCUUGGUUAAAAUUAAAGAUGACUACAAUAAUCCACCUGUAUUUAUAACUGAGAACGGGUUUUCAACUCUUGGUGGCUUGGAGGAUGACGGCCGUAUUUCGUACUACAGGAAGUAUCUGGACGCAAUGCUGGAUGCGAUAGACGAAGGCUGCGAUGUAAGAGUGUAUACUGCGUGGAGUCUCAUGGAUAACUUCGAAUGGAUGCAGGGAUAUACAGAGAAAUUUGGACUAUACGAAGUGGACUACGAGGACCCAGCGCGCACGCGUACUCCGCGGAAGUCCGCCUUCGUGUACAAGGAGAUCGUGCGCUCUCGUGCGCUCGACUGGAGCUACCAGCCUGACACCGAUGUCAUGACCAUAGAUGAUGGACAUUGCUAUGCAACAGCAUUCAGCAUAAUAUUUUCAGCAAACACAAAAGCUGCUAAUGACCAGCAAGACGUGAGACAAUUCCCCAAUGGGUUUCUGUUCGGGGCCGCCACAGCUUCCUACCAAGUAGAGGGGGGUUGGAAUGAGGACGGAAAAUCAGAAAAUAUCUGGGAUGCCUUCACCCAUCUCAAACCUAGUCCCAUUCUUGAUAAUACCACUGGAGACAUGGCAGAUGACUCGUAUCACCAAUACAAACGAGACGUUGAAAUGGUUCGAGAGCUUGGGCUUGAUUACUACAGAUUUUCCUUGUCAUGGACCAGAAUAUUACCUACAAGUUUCCCUGAUAAAAUUAACGAGGAUGGCGUAUUGUACUACAAUAAUUUAAUAGAUGAGUUAUUGCGAUAUAAUAUAAAGCCUAUAGUGACUAUCUACCAUUGGGAUCUACCGAAAAAACUGCAAGAUUUGGGGGGAUGGACUAACCCCGAAAUUAUCAAUUGGUAUGCGGAUUAUGCCAGAAUUGCAUUUGAUUUAUUUGGUGACCGAGUCAGAUGCUGGAUAACCAUUAACGAGCCCGUACAAAUUUGUUAUUUUGGUUACGGUUUAGAUAGUCUUGCUCCUGCUAUAGAUAUUAAGGGGGUGGCUGAAUACAUGUGCGCUAAAAAUGUAUUAAUGGCCCACGCGAAAGCUUACCAUAUUUACGAUGAAGAGUUCAGACCAAAGCAAGGAGGAAAUAUUUCUAUUUCACUCAGCGUAGAGUGGUUUACACCAGAGAGCGAAGACCACGUAGAAGCCACUGAGGAUUACAUUCAAUUUACAUUGGGGCAAUAUGCUCAUCCUAUAUUCUCUCAAAGUGGGGAUUUUCCAAAAAUUAUGAAACAGAGAGUGGCAGACAAAAGUAAGGCACAGGGGUUCAGUAGAUCUAGACUGCCAGAUUUCAGUGAAGAAGAAAUAUCAUUUGUAAAAGGAACAUCGGACUUCUUUGGACUGAAUCAUUACAGUACUCAUGUUGUGUUUAGAAACAAGACAGUAGAGAGCCUUUACGAAGUUCCAUCUCUUGCAGAUGAUGCAAAUAUAUCAAUAUAUCAAUUAAGUGAAUGGAAAAUUGGAGAAUCAGAUAUGACAAAGGUUGUUCCUUGGGGAUUCUACGAAAUGUUGACUAGAAUAAGGGAAGAAUACAAUAAUCCGCCUAUAUACAUAACAGAAAAUGGAUUUUCAAGUCAUGGAGGCUUGACGGAUGAUGAUCGUAUAUACUACUACCGAAGCUACCUUUCGGCUUUACUAGAUGCGAUCAAGGAAGGAUCUGAUAUCAGAGCUUAUACAGUUUGGAGCCUCAUGGAUAAUUUUGAAUGGAAAAAUGGAUAUACAGAGAGGUUGGGUCUAUAUGAGGUUAACUAUGAGGACGCCGCGCGCACGCGUACUCCGCGGAAGUCCGCCUUCGUAUACAAGGAGAUCGUGCGCUCUCGUGCGCUCGACUGGAGCUACCAGCCUGACACCGAUGUCAUGAUCAUAGAUGACGGACAUUGAGAGAUUUUAUCUUUAUAAAUAAAAUACUUAAUCAUAAA
Amyelois transitella is the source of this 3215-nucleotide messenger RNA. Its product is annotated as lactase/phlorizin hydrolase. Lineage: Eukaryota; Metazoa; Arthropoda; Insecta; Lepidoptera; Pyralidae. The coding region runs from base 112 to 3177 and encodes 1021 amino acids. The record is from RefSeq and is a predicted model, not a curated record. The transcript is spliced from 11 exons. Gene Ontology annotation, biological process: carbohydrate metabolic process. Gene Ontology annotation, molecular function: beta-glucosidase activity.